This is a messenger RNA of Dermacentor silvarum, 2510 nucleotides long. RefSeq lists its product as uncharacterized. Bases 23 to 703 code for a protein of 226 amino acids. The transcript is spliced from 2 exons. The record is from RefSeq and is a predicted model, not a curated record. NCBI's taxonomy places the organism in Eukaryota, Metazoa, Arthropoda, Arachnida, Ixodida, Ixodidae.
CGGCACCCCGGCGGAUAGCAACAUGAACGAGGAGCUGCAGAGGGUUGGCGCGGUGGCAUCUCACAUGGCCACACGCCUACAAAAUCCCUUUGACAGUGACCGCACUGGGCCUGGCACAGAGACCACCACGCCUGCUGUUGCAGCACUGCUGGCUUCAUCACAGGCGGGACGAAGCACUGAUGUAGACGAUGCCGACAUGCAGUGCGAGAACUCGUGGCAGUGGGAUUUGCCACACAGCCAGGAUGAAGAACCGGCUAUACAGUGUACAGUCCCACAAAAUGGUGACCCUGCUCAGCUAGCACAAAGGACUCCGCCAGCAACAUCCCCACCUGGAGUCGUGCCAACUGCAGACCUGCCAGCUGUAGUCCUGCCAGCUGCUGUGCCACGGGUGCCAAUAGCCUGCCAUGAAAGACGAACCAACGCAAGCCGGCCGUCCUGCUCAAGGAAUGAUGCUGUGACGAGCGAGCUGGGUGCUCGGCUUGCUGCCAUCACGAAAGAUGCGCGGCAAAAGAGGAAGGAGCACUUGCUUCGCAUGAAGCUUCUACGUGAGGACCAUGAGCUUCGCACGAAACUCGCUCGUGAUGAGCAUAAUGAUAGACUACAGAAAAGGGAGGCAGAGCACGCACAACAAAUGGAGAACUUGAAAGCAAAAAAGGUCCUUCUUGAACUGAAGAUUAAGCUUCUUAACAAGCAAAAUGAAUGAGGCCUAAACAAGAAAAAAAAUUUUUCGUUAAAGAGAAAAAGGUGUCUUAAUGAAAAUAACAGAAAUUUGAGAGUUUUACGUGCUGAAACCACCACUUGAUUAUGAGGCAGCCAUAGAGUGGGAGCCCGAAAAUUUUAAGAUGGUUCUUUUACAUGCCUCUAUAUCUAAGUACACGGGGAAUUUCACAUUCCAGCGCCAUCAGAAUGAAUUGGCUACCACAGCUUGGAUCGAACCUGUGACCUUGAGUUUGCAGCCCCGCACCAUAGCCACUGAAGUACUGCCAGUUUCAUUACAUUGUAGCUGUGUGGUCUGUCUCUCUUGUGGUCCUCACAUUGUACUUGCAGCGUCAGCGCAUGAAUUGGUUAAAAACUGUCAGUUGUUGACAUCAACGUUGUUUUGCAGCCAUUAAGUUUCAUGUGAAGCUCAUGGUCAUCACGAGGAAACCUCAUGCAUUUAAAAGUCUUCUUGCUUAAUGUGUCAUCCGCUCCGCACCUGGGCGGACAAGGGAGGAUGGCUAGCUAGAUGUCUUGAAAAACAUGUGAGCUUUUCGAUGAGUGAGUUUGGAAUGCCUUGCCUUCACGGGCUUGUCGAAAAGUUUACAAGUUUUUCAGGGCGUGCAGCCUGUCAUCCGCUCUCGUCCACCUGCCUGCAGAAGGUGCAUUGAGAAGUACUGGCGCUUACACGCUUUGUCAGAUUCAUAUGUGUUCCACUCAUUGUUUCUUGUAUGUUUUUGAAUGAGGAUUCGAGAAGAAGCGUUGGGCCAUGGCAUGGUAGUUCCAUUUCGAUGUCGAUAAUGUAACAAAUCAGCGGCAAAAUCUUCUGUAACAUCGAGCUUGAGGUAUGCAUUAAUCUGGAUGCAACAGAAGAUACCAUGCUGAGAAAUUUGUGAAACAAGGAUGAGUGCUGUUUAUUCUACUCUGUGCAAAGCAUGCUGAUAACAUUGCUGUUGUGCCCCAUAGACACAUGUGCAAACAAUAAUAUUUUUAAUGCUUGGCUCCUCAAAAACACACGCAUGAUGUUUUGUACCACCAGUUUCAGAGAUUUGUAAAUGGUUAUCACGUCUAACCGCGUCAAAUCAAUUGGGUAUGACAACUGUAUCGCUUAAUAUUCUGUUGUGCAAUUGGGAUGUCAUUGAGCAUGUAAAUAACAGAAAUGUUACAUACGUUUAGCUCCUUGCCUUGCAUUUGUUACAUUCAAAAGUGCAUAGCAUCACUUUGAGUGGAGGGGGGGGGAGCAGCAUAUCCAACAGGUUUAUAAAUGGUCUGAAAUUUGGCAGCGGUUAUGUGGUAUUAGUGCAAACAGCUGCAAAAGCGUUUGACAAGAAAAACUAAGAAAUAAGCCGCGCACAAGUGCCAACUGUGUAUGUUAGUACUCUCGUCAUUCCGCAACUAACAGCUGCCUUUAGAAUGGUUGUGGUGUAGUUCGACGGUGUGUUGGCCAAAUGAGAGGAAGGGCCUGGUAAAGUGCGGGCAGUCACUGUUGUUGUGUUGCUCGUGCUGUGCAUGUACGUGCGCACUCUGACCAUGCAAGUGUCGGUGGCGCCAACGCUUGGGAUGGCUUGAAAACAGGAGAUGGAAUAUGCAAAAUGUUUUAUUAAAAUGAGUAUUAAGGUAGAUGGCUGGGUAUCUUGCUUGGUUUAUGUCACUGUAUGUAGCAGGCACACUUCUUUGACUGUUUUUCACAAUGUAUUGCGUUGGGCACAAUUUUCGAGUGGCUAGAAAGGUGCUUUUCAAGCCAGGUAGACAUGAAAUAGUCGAUCCUGUAGUGAGUUUUCGCAUGGCAUCCACUUCCUGUAAACUUGAAGAAA